Messenger RNA from Engraulis encrasicolus (European anchovy), 5128 nucleotides. RefSeq names its product carbohydrate (chondroitin 4) sulfotransferase 11 (gene chst11). The transcript has 4 exons. Gene Ontology annotation, molecular function: sulfotransferase activity. NCBI's taxonomy places the organism in Eukaryota, Metazoa, Chordata, Actinopteri, Clupeiformes, Engraulidae. Gene Ontology annotation, biological process: carbohydrate biosynthetic process; proteoglycan biosynthetic process. Gene Ontology annotation, cellular component: membrane. The record is from RefSeq and is a predicted model, not a curated record. The coding region runs from base 194 to 1303 and encodes 369 amino acids.
UAGUACGCUCCGGGGUGAGCGGUGAACACAGACAGAGCACAUUACAGAGCCUGGUCGUUAGGAGGUAGUGCCAUCAUCCGCAUCUCAAUAGCCAGCGCGGCUCAACUCAGAGACCCCGGCUGUCCGGAUCACGACCAGCGGCCGCAGCUCUCCACACAGCCCCACUCCGCCCAGCAGCUCCUCCGCGCUCGCCAUGAAACAGACUUUACUCGAACUCAUGAGGAUGAGCAGAAUUUGUCGGAUGGUAUUGGCCACUUGUUUGGGAUCGUUCAUCCUGGUCAUCUUUUAUUUCCAAAGUAUGUUCCAGCCAGUAAUGCGGAGGAACUCAUUCGUGGCGGAGGGGUGCUGUGGGAAAGGAUCCAGAAAUGCCCUAGAGGAGCUUUACAGCCCCACGCAGACGGAGUUCACAGCGGCGGCGCUGCUGCACCAGUCUCGGCGUGAGCGUGUGUCGGAGGUGUGUCGGGCCCAAAGUGCCUCCAGCCGCCAGCGCCGCGUCCUCACGCCCGCCGACCUGCGCCACCUACUGGUGGACGAGACGCAUCGCCUCAUCUACUGCUACGUGCCCAAGGUGGCGUGCACCAACUGGAAGCGUGUCAUGAUGGUGCUGUCGGGCGAGGGCAAGUACACGGACCCCAUGCAGAUCCCGCCCAGCGAGGCACACGUGCCGGCCAACCUGCGGACGCUGAGCCAGUACAGCAUCGGCGAGAUCAACCGCCGCCUCAAGAGCUACCUCAAGUUCCUCUUCGUGCGCGAGCCCUUCGAGCGGCUGGUCUCGGCCUACCGCAACAAGUUCACGCUACGCUACAACACCAGCUUCCACCGGCGCUACGGCACCAAGAUCGUGCGGCGCUACCGGCAGAACGCCACCGAGGAGGCGCUGCGCUCGGGCGCCGACGUCACCUUCCGCGAGUUUGCCGAGUACCUGACGGACCCGGCCACGCAGCGCGAGGGGCCCCUGAACGAGCACUGGCAGACGGUGCACUCGCUCUGCCACCCCUGCCUGAUCCACUACGACCUGGUGGGCAAGUACGAGACUCUGGAGGAGGAUGCCAACACCGUGCUGCAGCUGGCGGGCGUCGGGGGAGGAGGCGCAGGCGCAGGGGCGACCACGGACGGGGACAACAGCCCCCCGGGGGGCGUGCGCUUCCCCACGUACUCCAAGUCCACGCGCACCACCGACCAGAUGGCGGCCAUGUUCUUCCGCAACGUGACGGCGCGGCAGCAGCAGCAGCUUUUCCAGCUCUACAAGAUGGACUUCCUGAUGUUCAACUACUCCACGCCCAGCUACCUGAAACUGGAGUAGAGACAUGGAGACACGGAGACACCCACACAUACUACACAUAUAUCCAGUACAUUCACACAUAGUGUAAACACACAUACACAUACACACAUGCAUUUAAACAUAUACACACACACACACACACACACACAAAUACACAUAUUCACUGACUGCACUCCUACACUCAGUCAAACGCUAAAACACUCAAACAUUACACUCCAAUGAUACACACACACACACACACACACACACACACACACACACACACACACACACACACACACACACACACACACACACACACACACACACACACACACACACACACACACACACGUAAGUGUGAAAACAUUACCAAGCUGGGCUUCCAUUUUGGAAAAUGAAAAGAGAAAAAAAAGUGGGGAUAAGAGAAUGGCGAAACAAAGGGAAAAAUGAAUGGAUGAAAACUUGAUAAACUAUCGUCAUGCAGGGUAAGGGGUUGACUCUUUGGGGAACAAAAAAUGACAUGGGAUAAAAAUGACGGACAAUGGGACAAAAAAGGGUAUGGAGCCUGGGAGGACAAGGACUUUGUGUUUUGAUUGGACCAGCAGGUUGUCAAUCAAGUGGAGAGCAGUGCUCACACGUGAAGAGUAAGAAGCUGAUUGGUCAGUGGGAAGUCAGUGGAAACAUGCCUGCAUAUCAUGCACAUCCACGCACAUUUGUCGAUGUGUAUUUGUGCCAAUGUUUUUCAACAUAAAAUUCUUUUUUUCCCUUUUUUCCUUUUUUUCUGGAAAAACUAUGGAGGUGGUGGAUUAACACCAAUGAAACAUCAGGUGUAUAUCCCUCGAAAAAGAGCUGCUGGCCAAUGAGGAGCGAAAUCAUUCUCCAUUAAAACUUCCAAUCACACUCCAACUGUAAAUUCCCCCGACAUCUUCCAGGUCCUCCUCUUUUUUGAAAGAGAAGGGUGUGACCCGCUCGUGUGAUAAUCAGGCAGGUACCCAUGUGGACGUUGGAACCAGAGGCACAGCUCUGCCUACAGCACCUGCUUCAGCGUCGGACCACAGAAGAAAACAUCUUCAGAAUUCUUGCUGACCUUUUUGGGGGUUUUGUCUGUCUGCUUUUGUGUGUGUGCGUUUCUGUGUGGGUCCGUGUGUGUGUGUGUGUGUGUGUGUGUGUGUGUGUGUGUGUGUGUGUGUGUGUGUGUGUGUGUGUGUGUGUGUGUGUGUGUGUGUGUGUGUGUGUGUGUGUGCGUGUGUGUGUGCGUGUGUGCGUGCGCGCAUGCUUGUGUGUGUUUCAACAAUGCUUUGGCAGUUCCAUUUUUUCAUUUUUGUUUGCCAAGUAGACAAGAAGAAUACAGGAAGUGUUCAUCAAAAUGAAACAAAACAAAACAGGAAGUCACCUUUUUCCAUCUGGUCGUAUGACAGGAAAUGUCUUUAUCAAAAUCUGCUGACAUGACCUGAAAUAAACAUGAUUGACAGGCCCUGGCUCCUCCCAUUGGACUCCAGAGACAGAGAAGAGAAAAGUGGACCUUGAGGUCAAAGGUCAAGAUCCAUGAACCCGAUCAGAACAGAACCCCCUCCCCUGAUGCCAUGACCCUUUUAUUAAAUUAAGGAUUUUUUAUUUUUAUUUUAUGUCUCUCUUUUUUGUUUUCCUUUUUUUGUUUUGUUUUGGUUUUAAUUAUUAUUUUAUUGUCUUAUGCAAAGUUGCUGCGAGCAGCACGAAUAAUGAUAAUGGAAAAAAAAGAUUUAUUUAAAUGACUUUGGUAUGAGGUUAGACACAAGAAGAAAGAAGAGGAAAGGUGGGGUAUUAAUAUUUGUUGUUUAUUAUUAUUGUUAUUAUUUUACGUUUUUUUUUCUCCUGGAAAGCACAGCUCAUUAUUUUUUUUCUUCAUGAGUGUUUUUUUAAAAGAUUGCAUCAUUCAGAAGGAUAAACACCACCAUUGCUGUAUACGGCUACUGAGACUGUGCCGGCUUCGGCCCUGUGCUCAGUGGCUUGCUGAGACGGUGGUUCUGCUUUGUCUCUUGGUGAUGUGGGCUUGUGUGCUGCUGUGCUGUUGUUGUACUGUAUCGUACUGUAUGCUGGUUUUGUGAUGGGAGUUCUGCACAAUACAAUGCUGUGCUGUGCUGUGCUGUGCUGUGCUGUGCGUUUCUGGGGCUUGGUGUUCUGCUACUGACCAUGGUCCAAAUCUACAACGUUCACUUCGGAGCCUUUCAAGUGUCAGUCCCCAGCGCAACAGCAAAAUGCGGCAAAUCACUGUAAAUGUACUACUAAAACGUGCAACAUCCUUUUUCAUUUCCAUAGCGCUGCUGCUCAGUUUCACAUCGUUGGAAAUGUUAAAAGCAGACGGUCUGUGGGAACAGCUACAGCAUGAGGCUAAUAAUAGCUCUUAGCCUGGAAACUGAUCAGUAGCCAGGAAUAAUAAUACAAAUGUGUGGAUGAGCCCAGCAAAACAUCAUGGCGUCCCAGCUCCAAAAACACAUACGUAUAAACGAUGUGACGUGUGCCAUGUACAUUACUAGCCUGACUGUCAUCGACUAUCAAAUCUCUUCGAGACUUGGUCUGACCAAGAGCAUAGCAAUUAACAUUUCCCAAACGUCAUCUCCCAUGCGACCUCCCUUUGUUUGUUAAUCAUUGUUUGCUUCCCAACAAAGUGGGAGGAGUUCCCGAUUUUGCGGGAGCUCAGAAAGUGCUUGCUCUUGACCUGACUGGUAGCAACGCUGAAGCUGUUACGUUACUAGGAGGGCACGGCCUGGCUAGUACAUUACGCCCCUUUUUGGGGGAAAACAUUGGGGGAUAAGCCAAUGCAAGUCAAUUGGUGGUGUUGAGAAGGAAUAAGCGAGAGACAAGGACCUGUAGACGAGUGUUGUUCAUGCUCAACAUUCCAAAAACGUGUUGUAUUGUCGGCUGCUCAAAUAAUAUACCCAAACAGCCAUGGCUGAAGCAUGGACAGUGUUAAUUUAGGCUAGCCAAUGGUACAUGUAAGUUAAUGAGACAUUCGGUUUGUUUUUCCCCAAAAAGGGGUGAACCGCUCGUUCACGAACAAAGUACCCGGAUGACCGUUUAUACGUAUACCUUGUUCAUUAUUCAUAAAUCAAUCUAUCAAACGAGGGGAGCCUUCGAAUAGGAGGGGACUGAUUGACCAGUGACCAGGUGCUCAACCCACUUGUGGCUAUGUCUAGUGCUAAAUAAGUGAAUGGGGGAACAUAUUGAGCAGCAAUACCGUAAGAGCCAUUGCUUUAGCACCAUGUUCGCUCCUUGGAAGUGGUAUGUACGAAUUGGACCAGGGAAAAAUAACAGUUAAUCUGUCUUGAAAUGGUCUUUGUGGAGUGGAGCUAUGUAGUCAACGAAACUGAGUAACUCACGCGCUUAACUGUAUGUAGAGCACUGUUGUAUGUAGGGUCAGAGUGGAUGUUUUAAAGAGGGCCCAAGAAUUCCAGACACUUCUGACUUGCCCACGCAGGGUUUCUCGGGGUCUCUCUGCGCUACGCUGCAUGUACGCUGGGUUCACUGACAGUGCGUCUGCUGCCUUUCCUCUCCAGUGCUGGUAAACAGUGUGGGAGUGAGAGCCUUGGAAUAUAUAUCACUCCAGACAUAUCUACAUCAACAGCAUAUAGUGCUUUCACAUAGGCAUGCACUCUCUCACCCUCCUGUUUCUCACUCUCUUCAUUCUUAUUUUCCUUUUUCUCACCCUCACCCUGUUUAUUUUUCUCAAAUAGAGAAACACAGACACACAGACACGCAUACACACACCUGCUCGUUGGUACCCUUUGUUCCACAGAAAGAGCAGCCCAUCACACAUGCUGGACACGCACAUUCGAAGGCACACAAACAUCCAUCCAAUUAAUGUCUCUCUUUCAACUGGAGGUUACA